Molecule: messenger RNA, 729 nt
Organism: Clavispora lusitaniae ATCC 42720
Lineage: Eukaryota; Fungi; Ascomycota; Pichiomycetes; Serinales; Metschnikowiaceae
Source: RefSeq, a predicted model, not a curated record
AUGAUGUCUGAUGAAUACUAUGCUAUGGCUGCUGCCAAGAGAAGAGGUCUUGGAUUGGUGAAAUUCAUUGGUAACUUGUACAUUUUGAAUAUGUUGAACGAUCAGGUCAUUUUGCAUUGCUUGAGAGACCAAUCGAAGAAUGUCGUUGACCCAUCGGAAGAUGCGUUGGAGAACUUAGCACAAUUAAUUAAGACUGUUGGUCCAAGAUUCGAAACUUCGGACAGAAACAAGGCUGCAUUGAACAUGAUUUACGACAAUAUCCAACAAAUCUUGGAUAACUGCAAGAUCUCCUCGAGAAUCAGAUUCAUGUUGAUGGACUUGCAAGAUUUGAGAAAGAGUAAUUGGAAGUCUAUAAAGUCGGAAGCUGGUCCAAAGACUAUCAAAGAAAUUCACAAUGAAGCUGAGUUGAAGAGAAUUGAAGAUAGCAGGGCCCUGGCUGAGAAGAGAAGACAAAAUAAGUCUGGUUACAAUAGCGGUAACUACAACAGUGGCGAUUCCAGAUCUAAUUCCACAAGAGGUGGCUCAUCUUGGGGCAAUAGGAAGGAACCAAGAGCGCCUACUAAGGACUCUAGAGGAUUUACGUCUGUCUCGAGAUCUCAGUCCAACAGACCGGUCCCAGAGCAAAGUGCUUCCACUUCCACCAUGUCUCCAAGAGAAAACUCAAAGAGAACAGACUCCAUGGCAUCCAAUAUUUUUGCUGCUUUGGACGAUGAGGAUGCUGGACACUAA